UCCUAGAACUGAGCUGGCUUAUAAAGAGGAACACACAUAGACUCUCUAACACACUCAAUUUCUUUUUUCAUCCUCUGAGACGGACAACAGAGAGUCACAGCCAAGAUGAGACUGUACCUUGCAGUUGCCAUGCUGAUGCUGGCUUUUGUCGCAUACACAGAGGCUCAGGAUGCGGAGCCGACCGUGGAGGAGAGGUUCAGUCAGUUUGGCCAAAAGAUGACUGAGAUGGGCCAGACAGUGGCUGAAAAGGCCAGGGCUGCCAUGGACACCGUGCAAAACAGCGAAUUUGCAAAAAAAACAAAUGACUGGUUCACGGAGCAGUUUAACAGAAUGAAGGCCAAGAUGGAGGAAAUCAGCCAAUAGACAGGUCCCCGUCUCCUGCCUAAAACCUGCCCUCUGACCGCUGACCUCUUCACAACACACAUUGCUCUGCUGCCUCUCUGUAAAGAGAUGUUUUUUAUAAUUUGAAUGUAAUCUUUUUGAAGAAGCAAUAUGCAAAAGUGCAAUAAAGACAUACAAAAAUAAAAAUGUUUUUUUUUAUAUAUAUACAUCCCGUGUUAGCAUCAGUAUUUCUCAAUGGAAAGAGAAUAAGAAGUUCUGAGUGUGCUGAAUUAAUUCAAUAAAUGAACAGUUCUGGUCUAUGA
Sebastes umbrosus (honeycomb rockfish) is the source of this 644-nucleotide messenger RNA. RefSeq names its product apolipoprotein C-I (gene apoc1). Bases 106 to 363 code for a protein of 85 amino acids. Gene Ontology annotation, molecular function: phospholipase inhibitor activity; fatty acid binding. The record is from RefSeq and is a predicted model, not a curated record. Gene Ontology annotation, biological process: triglyceride metabolic process; negative regulation of very-low-density lipoprotein particle clearance; negative regulation of lipoprotein lipase activity. The transcript has 4 exons. NCBI's taxonomy places the organism in Eukaryota, Metazoa, Chordata, Actinopteri, Perciformes, Sebastidae. Gene Ontology annotation, cellular component: high-density lipoprotein particle; very-low-density lipoprotein particle; extracellular region.